AUGCGCCCCCCGGCUCUGCCCGCGGGGUGCCGGGGGGGUGCCGUGCCCGUGCCCGUGCCCGUGCCCGGAGCCGCCGGCUGCGCAUCCGCGUGGCCCCCCCAAAACUCCAGCGUUGGCGAGGGGAGAGCCUGGCAGGGCUCGUUGGAGAGCAGCCCCCCGAAAUGGGACCUGGCGAGUGGAGACCCCCCGGGGGCACCCAGCAACAGCACCAGCGCCGGGGGGGCCGCGGCAGGACCCCAACUAGAGCCCCCCGGGGGGGGCGCGGCCACCACGGAGCCUUCGGCCGUGCCCGAGGGGUGCCCGGGGUGCGCCGGGGAGGGCGAGGCCAGCGCCGUGCCCCCCCGAGCCGUCACCUGGCCCGGGGACGGGGGCACGGUGCCGGUGGCCCUGGGCAGCCCCGAGGAGCCGGGGAGCGGUGACCGACCCACGCCGGCCUCCCCGCCCGGCCCGGGGGGCUUCGGGGGGCUCCCGGCCGCCCUGCCGAGCCCCCCCGGGCCCCAGCUCGCCACCGACUCUGCCGAAUCCGACCUGCUGCUGGCGGCCGGGGGCUCGGCCGCGCCGCGGACCCCCGUGCUGGGCGAGCCCGGCGCCGUGCCCGCCGCCGGGGGGGACUCGGGGGGUCCCCCGGAGCUCUGGGCCGCCGCCUCCAGCCCGGCCCCGGCGCAGGGGGCCCGCGGCUGGACCGACCUGACGUGGCUGCAGGAGCCCGUCACCGCCGCCACGGGCCCGCCCGAGCCCCCGGCCGAGCGCACGGGCUCGGAGAUCAUCGACGUCGACUACUACGACCUGUUCGAGGGGGGCGAGGGACUGGGGGGCUUCCCCGGGGGCGGCCGGGGCGCGGCGGGCUCGGCGCGGCGCCGGGAGCCCGAGGGGGCGGCCACGCCCUGGGCGCUGCACGAGCUCUACGACGACUUCACGCCCUUCGACGACGCCGAUUUCUACCCCACCACCUCCUUCUACGCCGACGGGGACGACGAGGACGAGCUGGAGGACGAGGAGCCGGGGCUGGCCGGGGGCAGCCCCACGGCCUGGCCGCGGCCCGGGGAGCGGGGCCCGCCCGAGAACGGCUCCGAGUGCCGGAGCGGCUACGUGCGGCACAACAGCUCCUGCCGCUCCCUCUGCGACCUCGUCCCCAGCUACUGCCACAACGGCGGCCAGUGCUACCUGGUGGAGAGCCACGGGGCCUUCUGCCGGUGCAACACGCAGGACUACACGUGGCACAAGGGCACCCGCUGCGAGUCCAUCGUCACCGACUUCCAGGUGAUGUGCGUGGCCGUGGGCUCGGCCGCGCUCGUGGUGCUGCUGCUCUUCAUGCUCACCGUGUUCUUCGCCAAGAAGCUCUACCUGCUCAAGACGGAGAACAGCAAACUGCGCAAGACCAAAUACCGCACCCCGUCCGAGCUGCACAACGACAACUUCUCCCUCUCCACCAUCGCCGAGGGCUCCCACCCAAACGACGAUCCCAGCGCUCCCCACAAGCUGCAGGACUCGCUGAAAUCCUGCCUGAAGGACGAGGAGCCGUUCAACAUCCACAACUCGACGUCGCCCAAGCACGAAGGCGGCAAAGGGGAGCAGGACGCGGGGGAGCUGAACUGCCUCCAGAACAACCUGACGUGAGCGGCGGGGCCGGGCGGCGGGGCCCGAGCCAGGCUCCCCCCGCGCCGCCGCCUCUGCUCCCGCCCCGCGUCCCUCCCGCUCCGUGGCAUGCUUUGGUGUGUUUUGUACCGAGGAAAACAAAAAAAAUUUCCGGUAAUAAUUCGGCCGUGUCGUGGGGGGUGUUUGGUUCGUGCUCCGUGUUUCUCGCUUGGGUUCGUUCCGCGCUGUGAUUUCUAAACCUUCGCCGUUCCGCAACUGACUUUUUUUGUACUUUUGCCCCACUUUUUUUGAAAUACAGGUAAAAACAACAAAAAAGGAG
Molecule: messenger RNA, 1915 nt
Organism: Onychostruthus taczanowskii (white-rumped snowfinch)
Lineage: Eukaryota; Metazoa; Chordata; Aves; Passeriformes; Passeridae
Gene: CSPG5
Product: chondroitin sulfate proteoglycan 5
Biological process (GO): nervous system development
Source: RefSeq, a predicted model, not a curated record